Molecule: messenger RNA, 2369 nt
Organism: Heteronotia binoei (common prickly gecko)
Lineage: Eukaryota; Metazoa; Chordata; Lepidosauria; Squamata; Gekkonidae
Gene: ASB1
Product: ankyrin repeat and SOCS box containing 1
Exons: 2
Coding region: 90-1181 (363 amino acids)
Biological process (GO): protein ubiquitination; intracellular signal transduction
Cellular component (GO): ubiquitin ligase complex
Molecular function (GO): protein binding
Source: RefSeq, a predicted model, not a curated record
AGUGCUGUUGGAAGGACAGAAACGACCAGGUCAGCGUCAGGGGGGAGCGGGUGGUAUUAUUGCUCCAGGGGUAGCUCCGGGCCCCUGGGAUGACAGCGGGCUCUCCUUCUGGCAGAUGGCUGACGCAAAUCGUCCGGACGUGCCAGAGCGUGAAUCUGGGGGGGGACCUGGGCCCCCAAAGCCCCAGUGGCAGUCUCAAUAUCAUAAGUGGAAAUGCUGGUCGUAAUCUGAAGGAGUGGCUGAAGGAGCAGUUCUGUGAUCAGCCAAUCGAGAACUGUCAGGACACCCGACUGCACGACGCUGCCUACGUGGGAGACCUGCCAACCAUUCAAAAGCUGCUGCAGGAAGAUAGCUUCCAAAGUCGCAUCAAUGAGAAAUCAGUGUGGUCUUGUGGUUGGCUGCCUUGUACACCCCUGCGGAUUGCUGCCACAGGCGGACAUGGACACUGUGUGAACUUCCUUAUUCAGAAAGGGGCCGAAAUCGAUCUUGUAGAUGUGAAGGGACAGACUGCGCUCUAUGUAGCUGUAGUGCAUGGCCAUCUCGAAUGUGUACGCAUCCUUCUGGAAGCUGGAGCUGACCCCAAUGGGAGCCAUCACCACCGCAGCACACCUGUGUACCAUGCUGCCCGUGUGGGAAGAGCUGACAUCUUGAGAGAACUAAUUAAAUAUGGUGCCAAUGUGGAUGUAAAUCACCAUGUGACCUCAGCAACCCCCAGCCCUUCAUUCAAAACAUUGACAUGCCUGGUGGUUUGCCCUUUGUAUAUUAGUGCAGCCUAUCACAACCUACAGUGCUUCAAGGGGCUGCUGGAAGCUGGAGCCAACCCAGAUUUCAAUUGCUGUGGUCCAGUAGACAUCCAGAACUUUUCCAGAGGCUCUGCAGUGUGCAUUAUGGAUGCUGUCUUACGACAUGGUUGUGACAAGGCCUUUGUCAGCCUCUUGAUUGACUUUGGUGCCAACCUGAAUCUGGUGAAAUUGGAGACCCUUGAAGAAGGAGCUGCAGGAAGGAUUAGAGUGAACUCAGAAGGCAUGCAGUUGUUCAAAGAAGCCAGGAGCUGUCCCAGAAGUUUGAUGUCUUUGUGCCGUGUGGCAGUGCGGAGAGGUCUUGGCAAAUGCCGCAUGCAUCUAAUAUCUGCUCUUCCUGUUCCAGACUCUAUUAAGAAAUUUUUACUUCAUCAACAGUGAGAUCCACAUUGCCACUUGGCAGGACAGUUUUCUUCUUUGCUUUGUAAAAAAAGUGAGCUGCUGAAAAUGGGAAGCUUUCUAGUGCUGUUCAACAGUACACAGUAUUUGGCUAAUAUGUUAUGAUCACUACUUAAUCUUUUCAGUUUGCACAGUGGAUUUCAGCAAUGUUAUAUCCUGCCAAAUCUGAUAUGAUAAUUUCCUAAGAAAGGCAACCGGGUAAUUUAGUGUUGACUUGUAUUUAUUCAUUUUUAUUUAUUUUAAAACAUUGAGCUUGCAAUUCUUUGGCAGGGCAAAUUACUGUAUUAUACAGUGGAAAGGAGUGGGGAGAGAAAAGGCAAGUGUGGUAAUCAAGUGACUAAGGGUGAAUGAAAUUGUUUAUGUGAAUCUGCCUGAGCUGGAAGAAGUGUGCUUGCAUACCAAAGCUUAUACCUUGAAUAAAACUUUGUUGGUCUUAAAGGUGCCAUUGGACUCAAACUUUGUUUAGAAUGAAAAUAAACUGUUGAAAGGUCUGUUGAGCGAACAAUACACUUUAUAACUUAAACAAAUAAAAACAAUAUUUGAAUAUCUUUUAAAAUCGCUAUCACAAAUCUUUUCCCCUCCGGGAAUUACUGCUCACAUAGGGACAAGGCAUCAGCUUGGAGACCCUUGAAGAAGGAGCUCCAGGAAGGAUUAGAGUGAACUCAGAACACAUGCAGUUGUUCAAAGAAGCCAGAAGCUGUCCCAGCCAAACUAAACAUUAAUAGAGGAGGUGGAACUAUAACUCCCAAGAUGCAAUGCGAUCGGAGAUGACUCUUGCGCCAAGGGGAAUUAAUACGCUGCGACUCCCAUCAUGCUGAGGGAGAGUUAUCCGUUGAACUACAGCUCCCAUCACUCAUCGCGCAUCGUUCAGACAUCAGUAGAAAAGAGUAAGAGUCCAGUAGCACCUUAAAGACUAACAGAAGUUGUAGAUAGGGUAUAAGCUUUCGUGACUCAGUGCUCAUUUUUUCGGAUACCAGACAGUGUAAUUGACAGGCACUCGACCUUAGGCUUUUUACAUCAUCAAAAGGCAGGGAGCGGAAACAACGUACUGGUGGCGCCUGCGUACCACUAAAGAGUGACGGACGAUGGUUGCUGGAGUUUGCCGUAGCCAUGUCAAACAAAGAAGUUAAAGCAGCUUUGAAAAGUGCCAGAGAUGCAAUAAGAAAUAAA